Molecule: messenger RNA, 525 nt
Organism: Linepithema humile (Argentine ant)
Lineage: Eukaryota; Metazoa; Arthropoda; Insecta; Hymenoptera; Formicidae
Product: odorant receptor 13a-like
Biological process (GO): sensory perception of smell; detection of chemical stimulus involved in sensory perception of smell
Cellular component (GO): plasma membrane
Molecular function (GO): odorant binding; olfactory receptor activity
Source: RefSeq, a predicted model, not a curated record
AUGGAACUUCUAAGAAUCGAGUUUAGUAACUUGAGUGCGGAAGACAAAAAUGUCAAUAAGGAUUUUUUAAACUUGGUAACAAAGCAUACUUUUCUAUUAAAUCAGGCAAAACUACUGAAAGAUACAAUUGGUUUUAGUCUGUCAGUUCAGUUGCUCAUGAGUUGCAUUCUUAUUAGCAUAAUCGGCUUUCAAUUUAUUUUGGCGUUGAAAGUAGGUGACAUAAUUAUGACAGCUAAAACUAUAAUGGUGUUACUUACCUUUUUGACUCAACUGUUUGUCUAUUCUGUCGUGAGUGAAUAUUUGAAAUAUCAAGUGGAGGAAUUUGCGCAUUCAAUUUAUUACUGCAAUUGGCAUUGCUUGUCGGUGAGAUUGAUGAAGAACGUGUUGUUUAUCAUUGCUCGUUCGCAGCAACCCGUUCAGUUCGCAGCUGGCAACUUUCUCGUCGUUAACAUGGGGACUUUUACAUCUAUAUUAAAAACUUCCUUCUCAUAUUUGUCCGUACUGCGUAUGACACUGGACAUGUAA